Molecule: messenger RNA, 279 nt
Organism: Prunus armeniaca (apricot)
Lineage: Eukaryota; Viridiplantae; Streptophyta; Magnoliopsida; Rosales; Rosaceae
Source: the annotation of a GenBank genome assembly
AUGGCUUUGGGUCCCGAGCAUCCAGGGAGAGUUAGAGGUGUUGGGACUAGGAUUUCCACUAGGCAAUACUUCAAUUUACCUUGUGUAAGAGAUGUCCUUAAAGAAGAGACCUUGAAGAUGGAGGCUAGAACCAAGCAAUUGGUAGAAGCUGAGAGGGAGAAUUUGCUGAAUCAGCUGCGCCAACUAAUUCCAAAUUUUGAUACAAGCGUGCUGACACUGACAACUAUCCAAGGUCUUGAGCAAAGUCCCAAAAAUCCAAUGUCGAAUAAAGCAAGCUGA